Molecule: messenger RNA, 1242 nt
Organism: Haplochromis burtoni (Burton's mouthbrooder)
Lineage: Eukaryota; Metazoa; Chordata; Actinopteri; Cichliformes; Cichlidae
Gene: cunh10orf53
Product: chromosome unknown C10orf53 homolog
Source: RefSeq, a predicted model, not a curated record
CUGCGGUGGCGCAGAAACCGAUGGUUAUAGAUUGCUUCUCUUUCUUUGAUCUGCCCACAUAGGCUAACCAUGCCAGCAAUCGAUGCAUAUUGAAUCAGUUACCCAGGUGACACACAACAAACAAUGCCAGCAAAUGCGCGGGUCACACUUUUGUACGGACCUUAUAAAUCCAGCGGAGUAAUACAACACAGGACCUUCCGCCUCCAGGGUCUCCAGGCCGCUCUGAGAGCGCGCGGGCACCUGUGCGUUUUGGAAGAAACACGCGAGUGGAAUAUUGUGGAGCUCGUGGUCAGCGGGGAGGUCGUUUUCACCUGUAACAUAAAUGAUCUGGAGUUUGGCGGAGAUGGAAAACUGGACCCUGUUUGCAGAGAGGCUGUUGCUGCAGUGGAGAGUGCUUACUGAAAAUAAACCCAUAUUUAAAAAAUGCAAUUAAAAACUGUACAUAUUAUGCAAUUACACCACUGUAUGGAUUCAUUUAUAAACACCAGUCAAUUUAUUAGGUUCACAUGUUUAACUUCUUGUUAUGUGAGAUUUUCCUGCACAACUAUCUUUACAUUUACAGAGAAUGCUCUGGAAAAGACGUAAUAUUCAGUGACUAAUAUUUAUCUGGGUGAAAAUGUUUUGUAAAUUCUAGAGGUCUGAGGAGAACGGCCAGCCUGCUUCGAUUUGAUAGGAAGAUUACUCUAACUCGAAUAACCAGCCAUUACAACUGAGGUAUGCAGAAAAGGGCCUCUGAAUGCACAACAUUUAAAGCAUUAAAGCUGUAGAUGGGCUACAGCUGCAUAAGAACGUACCAGGUGCCACUUCUUUCAGCUAGGAACAGGAAAAUGAGGCUACAGUUCAAACGGGCUCACCAACAUUGAUAAACAGAAGAUUGGAAAAAGUUGCCUGGUCUUAUGAGUCUCAGUUUCUAAUGGUAAGGUCAGAAUAUGAAAGCAUGAGUCUGUGCUGUCUUGUGGCAGUGUAAUGGUGGGGGAUAUUUUCUUGAGUUCUACACUUAGGCCCAUGAGACAACCUGCAUGAGUGUUGUUGCUGAUCAUGUUCAUCACUUUAUGACCACACUGCACUCGGUGAGUGUAGAUUGUCCUGCUGUUUAUGGGUUUAACCACUAACAGACUGACAAUUAUCAACUGGCCGAACUGGUCAGUCCAACAAGGCUCCCAAAAUUGUCCACAUUCAUUCUACUGCAGUGAUUCUAAAAUUAUGGCGUGAGCAUAAAGCAAAGUUACGUUAUUAUGAUUU